Messenger RNA from Phaeodactylum tricornutum CCAP 1055/1, 339 nucleotides. RefSeq lists its product with no specific name. Lineage: Eukaryota; Bacillariophyta; Bacillariophyceae; Surirellales; Neidiaceae. The coding region runs from base 1 to 339 and encodes 112 amino acids. The transcript has a single exon. The record is from RefSeq and is a predicted model, not a curated record. Gene Ontology annotation, molecular function: violaxanthin de-epoxidase activity.
AUGGAGCGCUACAGCAAUGACAAGUUGAACAAUCUCUUAAAAGGUACCAUUGAGGAUCACGAAUGCACAAAGGUGGCCAUUCUCGAGGGAGGUAUCGAAGUGUUUGGACAAGAACUCCGCGCUUCUGAUUCCACCGUCACGGCAUUUGAUCCGAAAUCCCUGCAAAGCUCCUGGUUCGGGAAAGUCGCGCACAACCCCAACUACGAUUGCUACGCCUGUCGCGGAAUACAGUCAAUGGAUGUGCUCAUUGUUUUCCAUUGUGGUGAAACCAAAGAUCGUGACAGAAAAGGCAUCAAUUUUUUUCUAACACAUUUUUUCGACGCCGAUACGGUUCAAUAA